Helicoverpa zea (corn earworm) is the source of this 1364-nucleotide messenger RNA. RefSeq names its product isovaleryl-CoA dehydrogenase, mitochondrial (gene Ivd). Gene Ontology annotation, biological process: L-leucine catabolic process. The transcript has 9 exons. NCBI's taxonomy places the organism in Eukaryota, Metazoa, Arthropoda, Insecta, Lepidoptera, Noctuidae. Gene Ontology annotation, cellular component: mitochondrion. Bases 53 to 1303 code for a protein of 416 amino acids. The record is from RefSeq and is a predicted model, not a curated record. Gene Ontology annotation, molecular function: flavin adenine dinucleotide binding; 3-methylbutanoyl-CoA dehydrogenase activity.
UGUUUUUCUCUCCAGUGCGGCUUUGACUUCAUACAAGGAAGGUCGUAUUACUAUGGCUGUGCGUUUAGGCCGUGUUACGAGUUUGUUGCGUCAAUGUACGGGCAAAACCGGUACGCGAUGCAUGUCUCAUUAUCCGAUUGAUGAGCAUGUGUUUGGACUUUCUAGUGAACAGCAACAACUGCGGCAAUCAGUAUUCGACUUCGCGCAAAAAGAAUUGGCACCCAAAGCGGCACAGAUAGACAAAGAAAAUAAUUUUGUAGAGCUUAGAGAAUUCUGGAAGAAAUGUGGCGAAAUGGGGCUUUUGGGCAUAACAGCGAAUCCCGAAUAUGGCGGCACCGGAGGAAAGUACUCAGACCACUGUGUUAUCAUGGAAGAACUAUCCAGAGCCAGCGGUGGUGUAGCACUAUCCUAUGGAGCACAUUCCAAUUUGUGCGUGAAUCAGAUCAACAGAAACGGCACUGAUGAACAAAAGAGCAAAUAUUUACCAAAACUAUGUUCAGGAGAACACAUAGGUGCCUUAGCCAUGUCAGAGCCGGGAGCUGGUAGUGAUGUCGUAUCAAUGAAGUUACGUGCGGAGAAGAAAGGCGAUUACUAUGUACUGAAUGGAAACAAGUUCUGGAUCACUAAUGGACCCGAUGCUGAUGUUUUAGUGGUCUAUGCCAAAACAGACACUUCAAGUAAACCACAGCAUGGCAUAUCAGCUUUCCUCAUAGAGAAGGGCUUCCCAGGGUUCAGUACUGCGCAGAAAUUAGACAAGCUCGGCAUGAGGGGGUCCAACACUUGUGAACUGGUUUUUGAAGACUGUAAGGUGCCAGCAACAAAUGUCCUAGGAGAAGUAAACAAAGGAGUGUACGUCCUAAUGUCUGGUCUAGACUUAGAGCGACUGGUAUUAGCUGCAGGGCCCGUGGGGCUGAUGCAGGCGGCGAUAGAUACCUCCUUUGGGUACGCGCAUACGAGGAAACAGUUCGGCAAGAGUAUUGGCGAGUUUCAGUUGUUGCAGGGUAAAAUGGCGGACAUGUACACGACACUGAGCGCGUGCAGAAGCUACCUCUACAGCGUGGCGAAAGCGUGUGACGAAGGCCACGUGAACAGCAAGGACUGCGCCGGAGUCAUUCUGUAUUGCGCUGAGAAAGCCACACAAAUCGCCUUGGAUGCUAUUCAAAUACUCGGUGGUAAUGGUUACAUAAAUGACUACCCAACAGGCAGACUACUCAGAGAUGCGAAACUUUACGAGAUUGGUGCCGGAACAUCAGAAGUCAGAAGAAUGCUCAUUGGCAGAGCAAUCAACAGUGAAUACAAAUGAAACAAAUUAGCCAAUAUGUUAUAAUGAUUCCAGUUAUUUAUUAAAGUUUCUAAAAAAGCCA